Messenger RNA from Gigantopelta aegis, 1146 nucleotides. RefSeq lists its product as uncharacterized. The transcript is spliced from 7 exons. Bases 445 to 1038 code for a protein of 197 amino acids. Lineage: Eukaryota; Metazoa; Mollusca; Gastropoda; Neomphalida; Peltospiridae. The record is from RefSeq and is a predicted model, not a curated record.
UGGAUUGACACCAUAUUCGCCAUACCCAUUGUGUUUUACAUGAGUAGUCUUCAUCGCUGCUGUAAUCAGGAUCAAGCUAUAGAAAUAACUUGCACAAGCAAUACAAUACUAGGUGUAACUAGGUCAAGUACAAUGGUCCUUUGGAAACUACUUAGCUGUAGAUAAACGUAUUUUUAAAUACAAUUAGUUACAAUUCACGCAGCCGUACGGUGCGGUGUUGAAACGUCUCCUAGUAUAUACUUGUAAGGUACAGCAGAAGGCCGUUUAUCGAGAUAACCCAGCACCGCCCUGUGUUUGAUUUUUACUUUGGCAAAUCUUCAUUGAUGGUGCAUUCGCAUAUAUUCAUUCUGUGUAAGCUUCGCCCGGUUUUCUGUGGAUUUGUGGUUUCUUGGCUGUGGUAAGGAGUUACUUGCGGUGCUUGUCACUGAUAACACGACCGACACGAUGAGGGUGAAUGGAUUGGCGAUGGUCUGUUUCGUGGUUAUAUCAUCACUGGUUAUACUUUUCUUCGUCUACAGACCCCAAACAUUGGUAAAUGUAUCGUUUACAAAACCGGCUGUUGUACAAACCAUGCCAGCAAUUUUUUUAGCAACAAUUCGACCACCUUUGAGACUCGACCAAACAGUGAGGAUACUAAAGGACGACCCGAACUCUCCGCUAGCCAGUUUAAGAAAGAAUGGAUACUCAAAGAAGCUGCCGAGUUUAGAUGAACUUCAAAGACUAGAUACUUCAGCUUUAUGGACGACCUUCCACAGUUAUCUCGAUAAUAUGGACAUCGUAUGCGACAGGAAACUUCGCAUGGGUAACAUUGCCGACGGCGGAUGGGAGAUUUGUGAUGACCCACCUGUCAGACCAGUGAAGCCGUGCAUCGUGUAUUCAUUUGGAAUCAACAACGAUUUUUCCUUCGACAAUGAAGUUGUGAGGUUAUACGAGUGUAAUGUUUAUUCUUUUGAUCCCAGAUUCGGGCAUUUUCGAUUAAUUCGGUCAAAAGGCAGCCUGCCCCCUUAUAAAAAUGGGAGCCCGUACGCCUGUGUAUGAGUGCCUCGUACCUCGUACAACAAUAGCCAAUUAUAUUUAUGAGAAGACAAACAUUACGAUUUCAUCGCUUUCCAUGCAAUCGGACCCGGCCUCGGUGGCAUCGUGGUU